Molecule: messenger RNA, 675 nt
Organism: Gossypium raimondii (Peruvian cotton)
Lineage: Eukaryota; Viridiplantae; Streptophyta; Magnoliopsida; Malvales; Malvaceae
Exons: 1
Coding region: 1-675 (224 amino acids)
Source: RefSeq, a predicted model, not a curated record
AUGGAAGCAAGUGGUGGCGACGACCGAGAGGGGAGGGAUGAGAUCUCUCUUCUUGCUGAAGAACUAGUACAGUUAUCAGUCAAAGGCUCGAAGGUGGUACCCAGUUCCAAACCUACACUGAUAUGUACGGUUUGGACAGAAAAGAUUUAUAACCCAGAUAGCUUUAAGGCUCAUAUGAAAGGUAUAUGGAAGACAAGGAAAAAGUUUGAGAUACAGGUGGCGGGACAAAAUUUAUUUCUAAUAAUAUUUGAGUUGGAAGAAGAUCUGGAAUCGAUUUUGGAGGGGAGGCCUUGGCUUUUUCGGAAAAGUUUAAUUCUGUUUGACAGACUUAGUCAAGCGAUGGAGAGGGAUCCGAUCAAGCUUACUUCAUCCCCAUUUUGGAUAAAAAUUGAAUCGUGUUCUCCAGAAUUCGAUAAAAAAGAUUUAUUGCAUGCUAUUGGUGGAACGUUUGGUGGGGUUCUCAGAUCUGAAGUUAGUGAAGAAAUUUGUCGACUCAAAAUUAAUUUAGACGCCCAGAAACCACUUAAAAGAGGUAUUUUUGUCUCUACUGGUUAUGUUAGUAAAGUUUGGAUCCCUUUUAAGUAUGAAAAUCUGCCAUUGUUCUGUUUUGGAUGUGGAAGAAUGAGGCAUGGGUUGAGCAACUGCACUCAGAUACCACCUGAAAAAAAAAAGUAA